GCUGCUCUGCUCGUCUUUCAAUUAAUCUCCCUUGCGCAGCCCAGAAUAGUCGAUCUGGGGGAUGGGAACGUUUGUACGGGCUGGGAAAAAAUGGCAUCUUCUGAGCAACCUGAACCGCAGACACAGACCGGCUCUCCCAUCAGAGACGAUGCUCCCCCCAGAGAGGCGCUGAUCGCCACGGCGGUGAAAUUCUUACAGAACGGCAAAGUCCGCCAGAGUCCCUUGGCAACCCGAAGAGCCUUCCUGAAGAAGAAAGGUCUGACGGAUGAGGAGGUAGAGUUGGCCAUCCAGCGUUCGGGCAGCACAGAGGAGCCCCUGGCCCUGGCCCCGGCCCCUGCGGGCCCCUCACACAUCCUCCACCCCCCUCAGCUGGCCCCCGUCCCCUACAGUGCUCCAGGGUACCGGUGGCGGGACUAUGGGGCCCUGGCCAUCAUCAUGACGGGCAUGGCGGUCGGCUUCCAUCACCUGUACCGGAAAUACAUCGUGCCCCUGGUUGUGGGGAGCCGGGAGGACGGAGAGAAGCUGCACAGGAUGGAGGGCCACAUGGCAGAGAUGAGUGGCACCCUGACGCAGACAGUCACGCAGCUGCAGAUGACGCUGGCCUCGGUGCAGGAGCUGCUGGUGCAGCAGCAGCAGAGGAUACAGGAGCUCUCCCACGAGCUGGCGUCCUCUCAGGGCUCCUCCUCAGCUGGUCGUAUGCUGGAGUCUCAGGCCCUGAGUGAACUGAAGGCAGAGAUGGUGUCCCUGAAGGGUCUGCUGCUGAGCAGGAGGCAGUUUCCCGCGUCGCCCUCCGUCCCCAAGAUCCCGUCCUGGCAGAUCCCCCUGAAGCCCGCCACGCUGGCCAGCUCUCCCUCGGCCAAUCACAACAACAGCAGCAGCGACAUCUCGCCCGUCAGCAACGAGUCGGCCUCCUCCUCGCCCAUCAAGGAGGGCCUCAGCCCCCAGGGCCCGCCGGCCUCGGCCCUCUGCCUGAACGGGGAGGGCGGCCUGGGGCCCGCGCUGCCCCUGGACUUGAAGGACCAGGUGCGGAUGGAGGUGCAGGGCGAGGAGGAGAAGAAGGAGGAAGAGGAGGAUGAGGAGGAGGAGGAAGAGGAGGACGAAGACGACGACGACGACGUCAGCCACGUGGACGAGGAGGAGCACCUGAGCGUCCAGACGGAGGACCGUCGGGGGGGCGACGGACAGAUCAACGAGCACGUGGACAAACUGCGGCGUCCGGAGGGAGCGGCCAAUGAGAGCGAGCUCGACACAGGAAGCCCUGGGGCGAUGUUUCCAGCAGAGCGAGGCAGAGCAGAGGCCCCGGGACGGCUGACGGAUGUGCAGGCUGCCGUUUGCCCGGUAUGUGUGGAGAGGCCGAGGCGAACGCCGUGUUUGCGGGCUCCGGUCUGCAGUGUGGCAGAGUGAAAGCAGGCCUCCUUCAGCUCCACAUUCUCCCUCUCCAGCCGAGCUGCUGAUUCGCUUUAUGAAGUAUGUUAAUAAUCAAAUGAUCAACAAAUAACAGAUGUAUUAGUUCAUGCGGCUUGAAAUGUCAAGGAGGCUAAAAUCGGAAAUCUAAUACCAAAACCCUGUUAUAUUAUAUUAUAUUACAUGACAAACCCUCCAGUCCAAAUUAUAUAGGCCUCCUACAGUGAGAAAUCUUAUCAUGAAAUGACACCGAGGUUUUGUAAUUAAACCGUGUAAAACAAUGGAGGUUGCAGUGGAGCCUGGUGACAGUCGUGCCCGUGACUGCGAAAUGGGGGGCGGGGAACGGAAGACGGAUGCCCCUUAAUGUAAACGGGCCAGUAACGUAUGAAUACUUAACUAAUGAAAUUACUCAUUCAUCCAGCUGAAGUCCCUGGAGUGAGAGCGACUGUGCAGUUUGCAGUCCUGUCACAGAGCUUUCCGCAAAAUGUCUCCCGGCCUGACUCCUCUGAGUGAACCACCACCAACUGACGGGCUGGGCCAGACGUCGUCUGUAUUUAGGUUUAUUUUUUAUUUUUUAUUAACCUCACCUCAGUUACCUUAAUAAUAAUGAUGAUAAUAAUACAUGUUCAGAAUGGUUAUACAGUGAUGCCUCAUGUUUUAUUUUUUUUAAUGGACGGUUAUUAACAUGAAUAUAGUCAGUGACAUGGAUUAGCAGACCCUGAGGGCCGUACCUGAGAGACUGGGACCAGUAUGAACCAGUGUGUGCUGUAGGGACAGAGGAGAGCGGUGUGAUUGACAGUUACACGGACAGG
This is a messenger RNA of Conger conger (European conger), 2216 nucleotides long. RefSeq names its product peroxisomal biogenesis factor 14 (gene pex14). Gene Ontology annotation, biological process: protein import into peroxisome matrix, docking. Gene Ontology annotation, cellular component: peroxisomal importomer complex; peroxisomal membrane. The coding region runs from base 91 to 1404 and encodes 437 amino acids. Lineage: Eukaryota; Metazoa; Chordata; Actinopteri; Anguilliformes; Congridae. The transcript is spliced from 10 exons. The record is from RefSeq and is a predicted model, not a curated record. Gene Ontology annotation, molecular function: signaling receptor binding.